AUGGGAAAAUCUGCUUUCGAGGCGUUUUUAUCUACAUCAUGGCAAGCCGUGAAGCUCAUACAAAUUGAGUCAGGAACUAUGACCCUGCAUUUUGCAGACAAUCACCAUAUGACCACGGAAAAAGGCCUCUUUUCAGACCUUCGAAUAAGGUCAAGGAAAGCUACUUUAUCAGAUUGCUACAACUUUUUACGACCUGGGAUUGACAUAUGUGUUCUCUCGGCAUCUCAGUGUAGUGACAAUUCAGAUGAAUUUGGUGCUAAUCAUGUGUGGAUUGAUGCUAAAAUAAAUUCCAUACAGAGAAAAACCCAUAAUGCAGAGUGUUCGUGUCAGUAUUAUGUAAACUGCUACGUUGAUCAAGGUUCACUUGGUACAGAGAUAAGAACUCUUAGUAAGAAGCUUAAAGUAGUUGGAAUAAAUGAAAUUGUCAUUCUCCAAAAGCUUGAGCGAAAUAGUUGUGAAAACCAACACUAUCGAUGGGAAUCAUCUGAAGACUGCUCCACAGUACUACAUUCUAAAUUGCUCUUCGGAAAAUUUCUAUCUGACAUUUCAUGGUUGGUUGUUACAUCUGUUGUAAAGAAUGUUUCAUUCUGUGCAAGAUCUGUGGAAAACAGGAUUGUGUAUCAAAUUUUGGGAAGUGAUGCCACAAGCUCUUCAUUAAACAUGAAUUCUCAUAUAAGUGUUGUGAGCUUCAAAGUUGACAAGGAAGGCAUGUCGUGGCCCGUUGUUUCUCAAGUUGAUGUUUCUGACACCAAUAGAAGUGGCCAUGAACAUGAUGAUGAAGUGUCACCAUCAUCUUAUGUUGUUGAGGGCUUACGACGAUCCAAACGUAGGAACAUGCAACCUGAACGUUUCAUUGGUUGUGGUAAAGUUUCUGAGAUAAAGGUUGGUAAUGUUCGAACCUGGCCAUACAAGUUCAACAAACGGAAUGAUGAUGACGACAACGACCACGACAAUGAAGAGGCAUUGCCAUUAGCACAGGUGUUUGAAUUGCUAGAGAAUUGUAUAGAAGAGGAUGGUGGCAAUAAUCAAAAGGCCAAGGAAAUGAGUUCUUGCCGGGAGAUUAUAGUGUACCAUAGGAGGAAUAAAACCAAGGAAGUAAAGUCAAGAGAGGACAAUCAAAAUGAACAUCAAACUCAACUUGCUACUGUUCCCCUUCUUGAGGGAGGUGAUUCAUCAGCCCUUGAGGAUCGUCCUCUCAAUGAUAAGGUUACUAGAAGUAAGCCACGUAACAGCACCCGUAAGUUUCAUAGGAAGAGAUUGUUUGAUGAGGAAGAUUAUGCAGAUUUUGAUCCUGGAAGGGAAGGCAUAAAUUCCAAUCAAGGAGUUAGAGAGAAAAGACACAGUUCAUGGUAUUCAAGAAGCAAAAGUCAGGAUGGAGAACAAGCUUAUAAAGAUAGAAGCUUAAAUGCAGCCGCUUACAAGGAAAUGAUAGAUUCAUACUUGAAGGAUAUUAAUAGAAUACCAACUACAGAAGAGACACCUAUAAAGGACCAGUGGAAGGAAAUAUGCAACUUGGGGCAAAGGAAGGAAGUAAAAAUACCUCAAAGAGAGGAUGAGAAAAAAAUCUCCGAGAUGGAUAUGUUGUGGGAAGAAAUGGAAAUGGCAUUGGCAUCAAGUUAUUUUGAAGAAAUGAAGGAUUCAAAUGGUGCCAAUUUUGCUGAGACAAUGGAAGAAUCUAAUAACACUUGUCAACAUGAUUACAGAUUGGAUGAAGAAAUUGGAAUCUAUUGCUACAAAUGUGGCUUUGUGAAAACCGAGAUAAAACAUGUCACACAACCCUUCAUGGAAGUGCAACAUCCAGUGAGGCACCAAGAGGAGAAGCAAUGCAGUGGAAAAGAGUCAGAGUCAAAGUCUGAUAAAGAUGAUGAUUUCCAUUUGUUCUCAACUCAUGCUUCUAGUGAUGAACUUGUAUAUAUGGAACAUGAUAACGUUUGGAAGUUGAUACCUGAACUCAGCGAAAAGAUGCAUGUCCACCAAAAGAAAGCAUUUGAAUUUCUUUGGCAAAAUAUUGGAGGGUCAAUGAAACCAACACUUAUGGAAGCAGAGUCCAAAAGAAUAGGGGGUUGUGUGAUAUCUCAUGCUCCUGGAGCUGGGAAAACUUUUCUCAUCAUUGCAUUUCUCCUUAGCUAUUUAAAGCUAUUCCCAGGGAAGAAGCCUCUUAUCCUUGCACCAAAAACUACACUUCACACUUGGUACAAAGAAUUCAUCAAAUGGGAGAUUUCUUUGCCCGUGUAUCUGAUUCAUGGCCAUGGAAAGAGAGAUUUCAAUCAAAAUUCAAUUGUUCUUCCUGGAGUUCCAAAUCCAAGUAAAGAUGUAAAGCAUGUUUUGGACUGCCUAAACAAGAUAAAAAAGUGGCAAGAACACCCUAGUGUUUUAGUCAUGAGUUAUACUAAAUUUCUGUCAUUAAUUCGAGAGGGUUCAGAGUUCGCACACAGAAAGUAUAUGGCUAAAGCAUUGAGGGAAGGCCCUGGGGUGCUCAUACUUGAUGAAGGGCACAAUCCUAGAAGCACUAAAUCAAGGUUGAGGAAAGGUUUGAUGAAAGUGGAAACCGACCUAAGAAUACUACUUUCAGGUACAUUAUUUCAGAACAAUUUCUGUGAAUACUUCAACUCACUUUGCUUGGCAAGACCAAAUUUUAUUCACGAAGUGCUGAAUGGAUUAGACCCGAAUUACCAAAGGAAAAGCAAAACCGCAGGGAAGGCACGCCAUAAACUAGAGUCACGAGCUAGAAAAUUGUUCUUAGAUAACAUUGCUAAGAAAAUUGACUCGGAUAUUGGAAAGGAGAGGAUGAAUGGUCUAAACAUGUUGAGAGAAAUCACAAAUAGUUUUAUAGAUGUUUAUGAGAGUGGCAAUUUUGAGAGUGUUCCCGGUUUGCAAAUCUAUACGUUGUUAAUGAAUACAACAGACAUGCAACGUGAAAUGUUGCUGAAACUUCACACGAGAAUGGCCGAGUGCAAAGGUUACCCUCUAGAGUUAGAGCUUUUGGUAACCCUUGGAUCAAUACAUCCAUGGCUGGUUCAAACAGUCACAUGUGCAAAUAAGUUUUUCACCUUGGAGCAACUGAAGCAGCUACGGAAAUGCAAGUUUGAUGUGAGAAUAGGGUCAAAAGUUAAAUUUGUUUUGAGCAUUGUUUUUCGUGUCAUGAGGAGGGAGAAAGUACUCAUCUUCUGCCACAACCUUGCACCUAUGAAGCUACUAAUAGAGUUAUUUGAGAUGUUCUUCAAAUGGGAAAAAGAUAGAGAAAUUUUGUCAAUCAGUGGGGAACUAGAUCUCUUUGAACGUGGGAAAGUUAUAGAUAAGUUUGAGGAUCCUAGAGGAGGAUCAAAGGUACUUCUUGCUUCAAUUACAGCUUGUGCUGAAGGUAUCAGCUUGACAGCAGCUUCUAGAGUGGUGUUUUUGGACUCAGAAUGGAAUCCAUCAAAGACAAAGCAGGCUAUAGCAAGGGCCUUUCGUCCUGGUCAGCAAAAGAUGGUUUAUGUGUAUCAGCUCUUGGCAACAGGCACAUUGGAGGAGGAUAAGUACAGAAGAACCACUUGGAAAGAGUGGGUUUCUAGCAUGAUUUUUAGUGAGGCUUUUGAGGAGAACCCUUCAAAAUGGAAAGCAGAGAAGAUUGAAGAUGAUGUUCUGAGGGAAAUGGUUGAGGAGGACAAGUCUAAAUCAAUCCAUAUGAUACUGAAGAAUGAAAAGGCUUCAACAAACUGA
Cajanus cajan (pigeon pea) is the source of this 3702-nucleotide messenger RNA. Lineage: Eukaryota; Viridiplantae; Streptophyta; Magnoliopsida; Fabales; Fabaceae. The record is from RefSeq and is a predicted model, not a curated record.